Molecule: messenger RNA, 1106 nt
Organism: Momordica charantia (bitter melon)
Lineage: Eukaryota; Viridiplantae; Streptophyta; Magnoliopsida; Cucurbitales; Cucurbitaceae
Source: RefSeq, a predicted model, not a curated record
UAGAAGUACCCCAAAUUGAUGGGGGUUGAAAAAAAAAACUGGUUGAGUUGAAAAAGAUGCCCCCAAAAUAACAUAGUAAAGUGUGAAAAGGGAGGUGGGAAAAAGCAGUGAGCUGUCAUCAUGUUCUUUCGUUCUUUGCCUUUUGAAUUCGAUUGACUAAUUAUUUCAGUAUUUGAAAUAAAAGAGAGAGAGAAGACAGAAAUGGAGGGAAAAUAGAGAAAUUAAUCGGCUAGCAGAGUCGAUAGUUUGCUGUAAUUGUGUCCCGAAAAGUUGGAACAUGAAAUUAUUUCCUAACAUAUCAGAUUUGAUUUGAGAAAUUGAAUAAUACAGACACAGCCUUUAUUCCUCCGUUUGAUUUUCUGACGGGUCUUGAUUGUUUUUUGGAGUGGAAAAUGUCUUAAAGAAUCCAGGACCACCAGAAAUGAAAUGGGAGAGAGAAUUUACCAAGUCGUGUGGCUGAAUUCUCGGCAACCCACAUUACAUUUCUGGCCCAUGGGUUGCCAUAUUUAUGGAGUGGAAUUGUGCAGAUUUAAACAUGGGAGAGCCGUCGGAAGAGAAGCACGAGGGGGAGGAGGUUGAGAAGAAGGAGAAGAAAGAGAAGAAGGAUAAAGAGAAACAUGAAGAAGGAGAAGGAGGAGAAGGGGAGAAGAAAAAGGAGAAGAAAGAGAAGAAGAAAAAGAAUCCUGAGGACAAGAAAGACCCAACCAAACUGAGACAGAAGCUGGAGAAGCUUGAAACCAAGAUGAAGGAUUUGGCUCUCAAGAAAGAAGAGGUCUUGAAACUCCUCCAAGAAGCUGAACAAAAUGCUGCAGCAGACCCUCCACCGCCUUCCUCUUGAACCUUGUUUUCUUCUUAUAAAUAUAAGAGGUAACAAUAAAAUGCUGUGAACUAGAUCCUCUCUCACUGAAGAGACCUCUUUAGGGUAACAAAGUUUUCAAUUUUCUAGACUAUAUCAUAUAUUUUUGCUCUCAAAUUUGAUGGUUCAUCUUGUUUUGAACCCUAUAGAAUGACAUGCGAAAGUUCAAUUUAAGGAGUCUUAUUCGUUGGUAAUUUGUUAGUCACAUCAUUUUCUUUUUAUGUCUUUUACCAUUUGAGAUUUGUGUUAA